AUGAACGGAGAUACCUAUUCCUCCAGAGAUUCUGGACGCCCGCGCGAUUACUAUCGUGACGAGCGACGUGAUCGUGACAGAGCAGCCCCGGCUGAUCGAGCGGAGAGACCAGAGAGACCCGAGCGAACAGAACGGCCGGAGAGAGAGAGCGACGACGAUCUCGGUCGCCUCACUACGGGUCCAGGGGCGGCGGCCGCCCGCGAAGACCGCUAUUCCAGCGGCCGACGGGAUGAUCGGGAAUGGGAUCGCGGUGACCGCGGCGACCGUGCUGAGCGUGGGGAGCGUGGAGACCGUGGAGAUCGCCGACGUCGUGACUUUGAUGACAGACCUCGACGCGGUGACUUGUUCGAGGACCGACCCCGACGUGGUGGUCGCGAAGAUCGACCAGAUCGCGGUGAUCGCGGCGAACGCGGUGAUCGUGCCGAUCGUGGAGAAAGAAGAGAGCGGAAGAGGAGCGCCUCACCCCCGAGGCGCAAGGAACCCACACCAGACUUGACGGACGUUCCUUCGAUCUUGGAGCGCAAGCGUCGCCUGACACAAUGGGAUAUCAAGCCUCCGGGAUACGAAAAUGUCACUGCCGAACAAGCUAAGCUCUCGGGCAUGUUCCCUCUGCCUGGAGCUCCUCGUCAGCAGCCGAUGGACCCCAGCCGUCUGCAGGCCUUCAUGAACCAGCCAGGUGGAUCGGCCGAAAGCACAGCGCUCAAGCCAUCCAACUCCCGUCAAGCCAAGCGUCUUUUCGUGUACAAUAUUCCCGCCACCGCGACCGGAGAUAGCGUCAUGUCUUUCUUCAACCUACAGCUCAACGGCUUGAACGUCAUUCACAGUGUGGACCCGUGUAUCUCCGCUCAAAUUGCCGACGACAAGUCAUUUGCACUCUUGGAAUUCAAGUCACCGAACGACGCAACUGUCGCCCUUGCCUUUGACGGCAUUACCAUGCCAGAAAGUGGGGAGAAGGGUCUCGAGGUCCGACGGCCCAAGGACUAUAUCGUGCCGGGAAGCGCAGAACAAGAGUCCCAGGAAGGCGCGCUGUUAAAUGAGGUGCCAGAUUCCCCCAACAAGAUCUGUGUUUCCAACAUUCCUGCCUAUAUUCCGGAAGAACCCGUCACAAUGUUGCUCAAAUCGUUUGGCGAACUUAAAUCAUUUGUUCUUGUCAAGGACGCUUCCACUGAAGAGUCACGAGGCAUCGCCUUCUGUGAAUACGUCGACCCCGCGGCGACUCCCAUUGCCGUGGAGGGUCUGAACGGUAUGGAGCUAGGUGACCGUCACCUCAAGGUCACCCGCGCCAGUAUUGGCGCAACCCAGGCGGCCGGCUUGGACAUGGGCGUCAAUGCCAUGUCGAUGUUUGCCAAAACUACAUCCCAGGAUAUGGAGACUGGCCGUGUUUUGCAGCUCCUGAACAUGGUCACUGUGGAUGAACUGCUCGACAACGAAGAUUACGAGGAGAUUAUGGAAGACAUUCAUGAGGAGUGCUCCAAGUUCGGAAAGAUCCUGGGCCUCAAGAUUCCCCGCCCCAGCAGCGGAGGCCGUCAACAAGCUGGCGUUGGGAAGAUUUACAUCAAGUUCGAUACUGAGCAAUCGGCGACCACCGCUCUGAAAGCGCUGGCUGGCCGCAAGUUCUCAGACCGCACUGUCGUGGUGUCGUACUUUGGCGAGGAGAACUUUGAUGUCGAUGCUUGGUAA
Messenger RNA from Penicillium maclennaniae, 1680 nucleotides. RefSeq names its product splicing factor u2af large subunit. NCBI's taxonomy places the organism in Eukaryota, Fungi, Ascomycota, Eurotiomycetes, Eurotiales, Aspergillaceae. The record is from RefSeq and is a predicted model, not a curated record. Gene Ontology annotation, cellular component: nuclear speck; commitment complex; U2-type prespliceosome. The coding region runs from base 1 to 1680 and encodes 559 amino acids. Gene Ontology annotation, biological process: mRNA processing. Gene Ontology annotation, molecular function: pre-mRNA 3'-splice site binding; poly-pyrimidine tract binding. The transcript is spliced from 5 exons.